Messenger RNA from Fusarium oxysporum Fo47, 2345 nucleotides. Its product is annotated as FAD-binding oxidoreductase. Lineage: Eukaryota; Fungi; Ascomycota; Sordariomycetes; Hypocreales; Nectriaceae. The transcript is spliced from 5 exons. Gene Ontology annotation, molecular function: oxidoreductase activity; FAD binding. Bases 1 to 1899 code for a protein of 632 amino acids. The record is from RefSeq and is a predicted model, not a curated record.
AUGCAGAUGACUCCAAGCAUCCUGAGCAGUCUGCUCGCUCUUCUUGCCUCUGUCCAUGCAGCUCCCAGCAAAGCCAAAGAGGUCGGCGAGCAUGUACAGGGCGAUUACCUGAAGGAAGAGACGUUUCAACUGACAGAUACCUCCCUCUCAGCCCUUCAUGAGAUCGACCUCUCACACGCCUCUCUUUUCUAUCCGAAUAGCACCUCGAAAGGCCGAAGCACGACUCACCACGUACUGGGAAAAUGUAAGACCUUCCCUGAGGAUCGCAAUUGGCCUUCCAGUUCUGUCUGGAAAUUGCUUGAUCUUAUCACUGGUGGCGCUUUGAUCAAGACUGUCCCAAUCGCAGCCCCAUGCUACCGCAACUUUGGUUCUUAUGACAAGGUAGAAUGUAGUCGUGUCGUGGACCAAUGGAGCAACUCUUCUCUGCAUAUCGCCGACCCAUCGUCUGUCAUGUGGCCGCUUUACCAAGGUCGCACAUGUCAACCAGGUGAGAAGACCGAUGGGAGAUGUACCCUUGGCGGAUAUCCUUCAUAUGUCGUUGAUGCACGAAAUGUCGCUCACUUGCAGUUGGCUGUCAACUUUGCACGAUCUAUGAACUUGAGACUUGUCAUCAAGAAUACUGGCCACGACUUUAAUGGUCGGUCUGCUGGUGCUGGUGCAUUGUCGGUCUGGAUGCAGCGCUUCAAGAGUAUUCAGUUCUUGAAGAGCUACAAGACCAAGUUUUACAGCGGGCCUGCCCUGAAGGUGGGAGCUGGCGUCAUCGGCUCUGAGCUUUAUGAAGCUGCUGAGAGGUAUGGCAUUACUGCUGUUGGUGGUGAAGGUAUGAGCGUCGGUUAUGCUGGUGGAUUCUUAGCUGGUGGUGGACACUCUCCCAUGUCGCCGCUCUACGGUAUGGGCGCGGAUCAGGUUCUAAGUAUUGAAGUCGUUACUGCCGAUGGUCGCUUUGUUACUGCCAACGAGCACCAAAACACUGAUCUGUUUUGGGCUCUUUGCGGUGGUGGAGGAAGCACCUUUGGCGUCGUGACUUCAUACACUGUCAAAGUCUUUCCCAAGAUCAAGGCUGCCAUCAUGAGUUUCUCCUUCACCACCAGUAAUACAGUCUCAUACAACACUUUCUGGAGAGCAGUGAGAGCAUAUUGGGAACUCAUUCCAACUUUUAAUGCUGCUGGCAAUUACGAGUACUGGGCUGUGACCCACGGAGAGGGUGAUUUGCUAGCUUUCUCGUUCUUCCCAUGGUUCGCACCAAACCAUACUCUCGUCGAGCUGAAGACUCUCGUUGCGCCUCUCUUCCAAACGUGGAAGGAUCUUGGAAUCGAGUUCAAUGUUACAGAGUCGGAGCAUAGUAGCUACUACGGUGCUUGGGCAGCUGGGUUCCCCCGUGAGGUUGUGGGCGGUGCGAAGACCAAGACAGCUGGUCGCCUCUUCCCUACUGAAAACUUCAAAGAUGCUGCAAAGUUCAACAAGACUUUUGAUGCCCUCAAGAGUCUCUCAGACAAGGGCGGGCAGAUCAUUGGCUUCGGCAUCACCGGAGGUCCAGGACCUUACCCCGACAAUGCCGUGAACCCUGCAUGGCGAAGUGCAGCCAUGUGGGCGAUCUCCGUCAUCGACUAUCCCGAAGGAAGUUCCUGGGAUGUGGUUGCUGAGAAGAGUAAGACAUUGACCAAUGACUGGAUGAAACCAUGGAGGGAAGUGACUCCUGGCGGUGGCGCGUAUGCUUCUGAAGCGGACGUAACAGAACCCAACUUCCAACAAUCGUUCUACGGCACUGACAAGUAUAAGAGGCUUUUGUCCAUCAAGGAAAAGGUUGAUCCGUAUGGGCUCUUUUAUGCACUGCAGGGUGUUGGAAGCGAGCGAUGGCUUUUAUGGAACGUACUACGAAUGAUGAGAAUCGAAAGAUGAAUGUUCAGAUAUCUAAAAGUCUAGUCUAAAAUAUAGUUCAAAUACAAUCAACACGCCUGCGUCUUUCAAACGAAAAAAAAUGAAGUGGUCCCCAAAUCAACAAGAUCUAAAUCCCAAGUCACUCAACGGCGUUGAGCUUGAAGUCCUUAGGGCCCUUGUAAGCCUGGAUCUCAGCAUUAGGCUCCUUGGACUGCCAGAGCUGCUUGUUGGGAAUAAAGUGCUUUCCAACCGUGUUGCUGAUUGGGCUGACAGGCUGGGAGACAGAGAAGGUCAAGCCCUUCUUGCUGCGCUUGACGGAGAAUGUGCGAGAAGAGUCCUUGCACUUGGCGUCCUUGACAUCAGGGAGGAGAUAGUUGGCGGACUGGACGUGGGCGGAGCAGUGAACGGGGGUCUUCCAGGUCUCCAUGGAUCCGGACUGGAUCACCUUGAACUCAUAGCUAAAGAAA